AAAAUGACUGGAAAAGGAAAAGGUGGAAAGGGUCUUGGAAAAGGGGAUGCAAAACUUCGUAGAAAAAUUUUGCGAAAUAAUAUCCAAGGUAUUACAAAACCUGCAAUUCGUCGUUUAGCACGACGAGGUGGAGUAAAACGUAUCUCUGGUUUAAUUUAUGAAGAAACUCGUUGUGAACUUAAAGUCUUCGUUGAAAAUGAUAUUCGGGAUGCUAUUACAUAUACUGAACACGCAAAACGUAAAACAGUUACAGCCAUGGAUGUUGUUUAUGCAUUAAAACGAUCACGUCAACGUCAAUAUAAUCACUAA
Chrysoperla carnea is the source of this 309-nucleotide messenger RNA. Its product is annotated as histone H4-like. Bases 4 to 309 code for a protein of 101 amino acids. The record is from RefSeq and is a predicted model, not a curated record. Gene Ontology annotation, molecular function: structural constituent of chromatin; protein heterodimerization activity; DNA binding. The transcript has 2 exons. Gene Ontology annotation, biological process: nucleosome assembly. Lineage: Eukaryota; Metazoa; Arthropoda; Insecta; Neuroptera; Chrysopidae.